UUAACCUCACCCUCUCACCCAUGGUUACACUCCAACAUCAACCAUGCCAAACUUCUUCUCUCUUCCACGGUUAUUCUACGAGGAAAGGAAUCCUCCAAGCAUAUAUAACAAUGGUGGAGACAGUGUCACUCCUGUUUCCAUAACUGAUGACAGCCCAAAUAGCAGUGCUGUGGAGUGUUACGCCUGCACGCAAGUAGGCGUGCCGGUGUUCCACUCCACGAGCUGUGACAGCUGUCAUCAGCCACAGUGGGAGGCAUCCGCGGGUUCCUCUUUGAUUCCAAUUCAGAACCAACCCGGAAAUAAUGGGCCGGGUGUUAGGGUCGGGUUUAGGACAAAGUCGGGUCCGUUCGGGCGGGUUUUGGAUCCGAGGAGCAAGCGCGUGCAGGUGUGGAACCGUGCGUUAUUGAUAGCGCGUGGGGUGGCGCUGGCUAUUGAUCCGUUGUUUUUCUACGCGCUGUCGAUCGGGAGGGAGGGGACGCCGUGUUUGUAUAUGGAUGGGGGGCUGGCGGCGAUGGUGACGGUGGCGCGGACGUGUGUGGAUGCUGUGCAUUUGUUCCACCUGUGGCUGCAGUUCAAGCUGGCGUACGUGUCGAGGGAGUCGCUUGUGGUUGGGUGCGGGAAACUCGUGUGGGAUGCACGUGCCAUCGCCAACCAUUACCUGCGGUCAGUCAAGGGCUUCUGGUUCGACGCAUUUGUCAUCCUCCCUGUUCCCCAGGCUGUGUUUUGGUUAAUAGUACCAAAGUUGAUAAGAGAAGAGCAAAUUAAAAUCAUUAUGACCAUAAUGCUAUUAAUUUUUUUGUUCCAAUUUCUCCCAAAGGUUUACCAUAGCAUCUGCAUGAUGAGAAGAAUGCAAAAAGUCACAGGCUACAUCUUUGGCACCAUUUGGUGGGGCUUUGGUCUCAAUCUCAUAGCUUAUUUCAUUGCUUCCCAUGUUGCUGGAGGGUGCUGGUAUGUCCUUGCUAUUCAACGCGUUGCAUCAUGCCUCCGGCAGCAGUGUGAAAGAACUCAUGGAUGCAAUCUCUCUCUGUCAUGCUCAGAGGAGGUAUGCUACCAGUUUUUGUUACCAACAGGCACGACAGGAAAUCCAUGUGGUGGAAACUCAACAGUGGUAAGAAAGCCUUUGUGCUUAGAUGUUGAAGGACCUUUCAAAUAUGGGAUCUACCAAUGGGCACUUCCAGUCAUAUCCAGCAACUCUUUGGCUGUCAAGAUUCUUUAUCCCAUUUUUUGGGGUUUGAUGACUCUCAGCACUUUCGGAAAUGAUCUUGAACCCACAAGUAACUGGCUAGAAGUGAUCUUCAGCAUAUGCAUUGUACUCAGUGGACUACUGCUUUUCACUUUGUUGAUUGGUAACAUCCAGGUAUUCUUACAUGCAGUCAUGGCAAAGAAGAGAAAGAUGCAGCUGAGAUGUCGGGACAUGGAAUGGUGGAUGAGGAGGAGGCAGUUGCCAUCCCGAUUAAGACAAAGAGUUCGCCAUUUUGAACGUCAGAGAUGGGCAGCCAUGGGAGGAGAAGAUGAGAUGGAGUUGAUCAAAGACUUGCCUGAGGGGCUGAGGAGGGACAUCAAGCGCUAUCUUUGCCUAGACCUCAUUAAAAAGGUUCCUUUGUUCCACAACUUGGAUGAUCUUAUUCUUGACAACAUCUGUGACAGGGUGAAGCCCCUAGUCUUCUCUAAAGAUGAAAAGAUAAUUAGAGAAGGUGAUCCUGUACCAAGGAUUGUGUUCAUUGUUCGCGGACGCAUAAAACGCAACCAAAGUCUCAGCAAAGGCAUGGUAGCCUCUAGUAUCCUCGAACCAGGAGGUUUUUUGGGUGAUGAGCUACUUUCCUAUUGCCUUCGCAGACCAUUUAUGGAUAGGCUUCCAGCUUCCUCAGCCACAUUUGUAUGCCUUGAAUCAGUAGAAGCCUUUGGUCUUGAUGCUGAUAACUUGAGGUACAUCACUGAUCACUUCCGCUACAAAUUUGCCAAUGAGAGACUAAAGAGAACUGCAAGAUAUUACUCAUCCAAUUGGAGAACAUGGGCUGCUGUCAACAUUCAAUUAGCUUGGAGACGUUACAGGCAGAGGACUAGAGGUCCAGUGACUCCUGUAAGGGACAAUGGAGGCACUGAGCGGAGGCUCUUGCAGUAUGCUGCAAUGUUCAUGUCAAUAAGGCCUCAUGACCAUCUUGAAUGAAUGAAAAGUCUUGUCCAUGUUUGCUUCUUCUUUUUUUUUCUUUUUUUUAUGGUUUCAUAUCCUCAAUAAAAUUUUGUCUCAUAAAGUCCAUCAGACCUUUGAAGUUGCAAUGGAAGUGUCAUGGAAUUAUUCAUGAAAUGUAAAAAAGGAAAAAAAAAAUAAAAAAAUGAGCAAAAGAGCAUUUGAAAAAUCAUUGGAUUCAUGUUCAUUAUUAUUUUUACUGUAUGGUUUGCCAGAAGGAAUUUGUGAUUGAAUUUGUAUCUUGAACAAUCCCCUGUUGGGGGUGCUAUG
Molecule: messenger RNA, 2458 nt
Organism: Gastrolobium bilobum
Lineage: Eukaryota; Viridiplantae; Streptophyta; Magnoliopsida; Fabales; Fabaceae
Product: cyclic nucleotide-gated ion channel 2
Exons: 7
Coding region: 44-2167 (707 amino acids)
Source: RefSeq, a predicted model, not a curated record